Messenger RNA from Brettanomyces nanus, 1209 nucleotides. RefSeq lists its product as uncharacterized. Gene Ontology annotation, biological process: mRNA splicing, via spliceosome. Gene Ontology annotation, cellular component: spliceosomal complex. The coding region runs from base 1 to 1209 and encodes 402 amino acids. The transcript has a single exon. NCBI's taxonomy places the organism in Eukaryota, Fungi, Ascomycota, Pichiomycetes, Pichiales, Pichiaceae. The record is from RefSeq and is a predicted model, not a curated record.
AUGAGCAAAGAAAUUGACGAAACGACGGCUAGAACUAAACAUGCAGUUCAGAAAAUAAUUGAUGCUAAAUUGAACGGAGAAAAAAUUGGUUCUUCUAUCAGUGGAUCUCAUAGCAACGACCCCAUAUACAUUAGAUACACGCCAAGUACAAAUCUAUUGAAUCAAGGGUCCUCCAAGAAACAAAGAAUCAUCAAAAUCGUUGACAAACAAGAAGAUCCGACUUUACCACCCAGUUUCAAAAUUAGGAAAACGCCCCAAGGCCCUUCAGACGAAGCACCAGUGCCAAUACUACAUGAGGAGACAACGGCGAAACUUACUAAGAAGGAACAGAAGAUAUGGACAAUACCACCUGCUAUAUCCAACUGGAAAAACACCAAGGGAUUUACAAUUUCAAUAGACAAAAGGCUAGCCAGUACAGUUGAAGAUAGUGAACGAUAUGAGAUAAGCGAUAAGUUUAGUACACUAAGUGAAGCCUUAGAUAAAGCGAACAAGGAAGCCAAAGAGGAACUUGAAAUGAGAGCUAGACUCAAUCAAAAGUUAGAGAAGCAAAAAUUACUCGAAAACCAGAAGAAGUUGAGUCGGAUUGCUCAAGAAGCUCGAGGUAUACCGGGAUCAAGAUCUAGUAGAAGAAGUAAAUGGGAGGUGGAGGACGAAAAAGAACAGGGUAAUAGGGAAAAAGAUAGCGCCGCUUUGAGAAGAGAGUGGAUUAGAAAAGAAAGAAGGCGUAAGGCUGAAAAGGAGCUACAUACAGGUUCUUUAAGUACCGAGAACAAAGUUAAAAUGCUUGCGAAGGAGCAAGGCAGAGAAGUGUCUGAGAGAGUUGCCAUUGGAGUGUCACAGAAUAAAGGUAAAAGAAGCGCCGAGAACAAUACCGAGGAAAUGUACGAUUCUCGUCUCUAUUUGAAGGCUGCGGGUACCAACACUCGCCACAGUGAAGACCAAGUCUAUGAUUCAGCACUUUUUGGCAAUACCUCAGCUAUCAACGAUAUAUACAGAGCUCGAGAACCGGAUAGAUAUAAGGGACUUGGUAGCGGUAGCGGUAGUGAUGCAAAUAAGGAGAAGAGAAAACUCGAUAAGGAAAGACGAUUCGACGAAUUGUCCUCCAAGGAGCCGACCGGACCUGUGGUUUUUGAAAAAGAUACGGCGGACAAAAAUAUUUCAUUGGAAGCCCACGGUUUGAAGACGAAGAAACGAGAAUGGGAAGAGUAA